Messenger RNA from Argiope bruennichi, 3251 nucleotides. Its product is annotated as protein naked cuticle homolog 1-like. Gene Ontology annotation, cellular component: cytoplasm. Gene Ontology annotation, biological process: negative regulation of Wnt signaling pathway. The coding region runs from base 247 to 2064 and encodes 605 amino acids. Lineage: Eukaryota; Metazoa; Arthropoda; Arachnida; Araneae; Araneidae. The transcript has 7 exons. The record is from RefSeq and is a predicted model, not a curated record.
CUUGAAAAACUCAAUCCCAUUCAUUCACCGCCCAGCGCACGGAGCGUGUAUAUCGAAGUCAGACGGCGACCAACACUUCAAGCUCUUUUGGAUAACUGACACAAAACAUCUUCCGCCUUUUGUUUUUAUGCAUCCGCAGAAGUGAGUCCUGUUGUUCAGUGACGGACGGUUCCUUUCGAACAAAAUACGGCCUGGUGGGACCGACAUCGCCUUUCCACGUCAUGUGGGGGAGGCUUGGGUUACAAAAUGUCGAGCAUUCUGGGCAAAAUACCUAAAUUUACUCUGAAGUUACCGUCUGCCUUGGCUAAAGCGGGACGUACCAUGUCCGAAUGUCCACUGAUUUGGAUUGAAAUGAAAGAACAUAGGAAGAAUAUUUUGAACAAACUGAAAAAGUUUUUUCAAUGUUCAAAAUUAAUUGAUGAAGAAAAUGAAAAGGAAUUGUCAUUUUCUCUCUGCGACGAUGGUUCUUGCGUUAAAAAUAAAACAGAAGAGCAAAUACCCCUUCAAGUUAAAUUACCCCAAGAUACUGAGAAAAAUGAUAUUUUGCUUGUGAAUAAGGAAGUUCCAGAAAAAGCUGAAGAAGAAACAAGUGAAAAACAAGAUAACAUGGAGGUGACAUGUAGUGUCUCUGUUGACGGUCAAGAAAAACAGGAAUUUUCUUUUACACUGUAUGAUUUUGAUACAUGUGACCGGUCAAACAAGCAGGAUGUCGAGAAAAUUGUUGUUCGUUCCAUCUGUGAAGCUCUAAACAAAACCCUGAAACUACCUCCAUCAGGAAGUCGCACAAUCAAGGUCAAAUUAGCCAUCUCACCAGACAGCAGCAAAGAUCUUGACACAAAAGAACCUUUCAUAGACACCAUAGACUGGCCAACAGCCGAAGCUCCCAAUUUAUCUCCACCGUCCAAACUAAAUGACUGUUGUAGUGCUCAAAAUAAACUCAAUGAUUGUUGUAGUGCUCAAAGUGCAAACACAACGUCCACAUACUUGCCAUCGUCUCUUUCGGAAAAGCCGCCCAAAUACUCAAGCCCUUCUUUGACAAGAUCGCCUCAUGUCGUCCAAAAGUCUCCAGCCAACGUGAGAGCAAUGCCAUCUCCGAAACUACGCCCCUACCGUCCCCAUAAGCAAGAGCAGAAAAUUCAUCUUAAGGAUAGGCUUCAAAUUCGCAUGCAUGCUAGCGAUAAUAGGCAUCAAUUAGAUGACAAUGGUCUGAAUUUUGAUGAAGAUUUCCUUCAAUCUCAUAAACAACCCAGUAGCCGUGACCAUGUCCCUGAGUGCAGAGACAGACGGAACCACUAUUUAGAUCUGGCUGGUGUGGAGAGUCCAAAACGAAACAACCUAUCCCAACCUAAUCAUCAUAGUGAAAGUCCACACGCGGAUCCAUCUCUUGAUGAAAACCACCACCAUGGUAAUACACGCAUGGAUGCGAAAUAUCUGUGCCCUUAUCGUCUCAUGGACAGAACGCAUGUAUGUUCCAAACCCCAUCGAACAAGAGACUGCUCAGGCUCGUCACCCUUAAAAAAAUCUGUGAACUACCAUGCUAAACUCAAUGGCAACAAUGAGGGUGGCAGUCCUCAUAUGUAUCGGACAAAAGUGAAUCUUGAUCCACAAGAUGAUAUACUGAACUUUGAUUAUGAUUUAAAUGAUCUAGUGCCCGAGGCCAAGUUUGAUUGGGAAAAGCCCCAUCACAGGCGGUCGAAGUCCUACGAUCUUUACGAGAGCAAUGUGAUGAACUCUGGUGGCUUUUAUUCUCCAAAACUGAAGCCAAAAAAUAAUCAGAACUGGGCUUCCAUACUAGAAAGCCAAAAAUUUUCUAAUCAUCUCCCUUCAUCGCCAGGACAUCACUAUCGCCACAGGCAUCGGGAUCGGGAGCGUCAGCGAGCAAUGCAAGAAGUAGCGAACUGGAUUGCUCGCGAGCACUCCAAUCCGAAGGCCGAGACAGCGAAACAUUUUGUGAGAAAUAGCAUUGUUCCAAACUCACCCCACAAGCAACUUGUGGAAAGACACGAACAUCAUCAUCUUCAUGAACACGUGCAUCAUCAUUAUCACCAUUUUGUUGAAUUUUAAUUAAAAUUAAAUUCUUCUGUUGGGAAUAUCGCGUGCCAUUAACAUUAUAAUGGCUUAACCGGAUGCUCAUUGUUGAAUUUCAACAAAUCACUGCCUGUGAGAUCAUUUUAAUACUAUCUAUCAUAUCGCAGAUCAUGCAUUUUUUUAAAAAAAAAUUGUAGCAGUCAUUUUUUUGUACUAUUUAUUUUAGAACUGAUAUAUGGAUAAUUUGUUUUUUUUGGAUAUUAUAUACUUUAUAAAUUACUUGUAUUAUCUGAAUUUUUAUUUAUACCGUAACAUUAACUUGAAAGACAGAUGAAUUUAUCAUCUGCCAUAUGACAGAAAUUCUGUAUUUACAAAUUCAUUGUUUAAAUAACAAAUUACAUGAAAGUUAAGAACAAUUAUUUCACUAUUUGUAAAAUUUUCUGUGUGAGCUAGUUUGGGUGUUUUUCAGCGUAAAAACAUAGUUUAAUCAAAUUAUUUACUUUUCAUACAUGACUUGAGUUAUAUUAAUACAGAUUUUAAUCGCACACAUAUCUGGCCUUUAAGCCGUGUCCAUUUCAGCAUUAGGAAAACAUUAUAUAUAGUGUAUAUAUAUGUGUUAUAUGUAAAUAUAGAUUUGUACCUAGAGAUAUUUUAAUAUAAUGUUCAAACUUUUUACAGGGAUGGUCAAAGUUUUUAAGUUUAGAUUUGAAAUGCAUGACAAUAAAUUAAUUUGUUUGGAUCAUGGUAGGAUUUUUAAAAAAGUGCCAAAACUUUAAAUAGAUCUGUCUUGUUAGAAAUUAAUCCUUUUUUAUAUUGUUUUUUUUAUAUUAUACAAUUUUGAAAUGCACCACCUAGUUAAAAAAUAGUUUAUAUUCACAAAGAAUCUUAACAGAGGACAUUUUAUGGAAUAUAAAUAAAGAAACAUUUGCUUUAGUUUUGUACUGAUAAUUUAAAAUCACAAGACUCAUUUCUGAAACAUUCUUGCUGUAUACCAGCCAUUUUAACAGAUUUUGAAAAAAAACAUGUUUUAUACUGUACGUAUAUGAAUUUAACUUGACGAGAUUUCAAAAAAAUUAAACAUCUUCUUUUAUAUAUUUUACAAAUAUCUAUCUAUCAACAUUUACUUUGUUAUGGUAUAGUAAUUUCAUAAAAUUCAGAAUACUCUGUUUCUUUGAUUUUCUUAUAUAUGUACAAUACAUCUACUUAAAAUACAUAAUCAAUAA